AUGUAUUAUCUAAAGAUUACUUUAAUAACGGCCUUAGUGGCUUUGGGAUCAUGUGGACGUCUAGAACCACAAUAUCUACCUCCGAGGCCUGGAGGAGGAGGUAACGCAGGACUGGGAGGAUUGGGAGGUGUCGGAGGAGCUGGAGGUGGCAACGCAGGACUUGGGGGAGGAUCUUUUGGCGGCGGAAGCGGUUUUGGUGGCGGAAGUGGCUUUGGGAGUGGAUCGGCCGGAGCAAACAUACCCAUACUCCGUUACGAGAACGAAAACAAUGGGGAUGGUACUUACAGAUUCAGCUACGAAACCGGUAAUGGCAUCUCAGCCCAAGAAAGUGGUGCUCCCCGAGCUCCCGGCCCAGAAGGUCCCGCUGUGACGGCAGAAGGAGCUUUCUCAUACCGUACCCCAGAUGGUCAGCAAAUCUCUUUGACCUACACAGCUGAUGAAAACGGCUUCCAUCCCGUUGGCGCCCACCUACCCACUCCCCCACCUAUCCCUGAAGCUAUCUUACAGUCACUCGAAUUCAACAGGCGCAAUCCAUCAUCUGAGGGAGCCUACAACGGUGGGUCAGGAAGCGGCAGUUUUGGCGGCUCAGGUGGAAGCGGAUUUGGUUCUGGUGGAAGCGGAUUUGGUGGCGGUUCCGGUUCCGGGAACGGAGGUGCAGGAGGUUACCACUAC
This is a messenger RNA of Brenthis ino (lesser marbled fritillary), 672 nucleotides long. The record is from the annotation of a GenBank genome assembly. Lineage: Eukaryota; Metazoa; Arthropoda; Insecta; Lepidoptera; Nymphalidae.